Messenger RNA from Pochonia chlamydosporia 170, 444 nucleotides. RefSeq lists its product as hypothetical. Lineage: Eukaryota; Fungi; Ascomycota; Sordariomycetes; Hypocreales; Clavicipitaceae. The transcript has a single exon. The coding region runs from base 1 to 444 and encodes 147 amino acids. The record is from RefSeq and is a predicted model, not a curated record.
AUGAGCGGUUCGCCCACCGUCUCCAACUCUCCUCCUCAAAACAUGUUGUCUGUCGCCACUCAAGACACCCAUCACUAUCACCCAAACCAACAUCACCAGGCAUAUUACGCUCACUAUCGUCCAAUGCCUCACCGCGAAGAUACCCCCGUCAUGAGCGUUGCCGUGGGCGGCUCCCCUGCUCCAGGCAAGAACUCCCAAGACGCUGCUGUUGCUCAGGCACUAGAGAUUGCUCGUGAGAGCCCAGAUGGCGCCUCAGACCCUACCGUCAGCAAGAUUCUCGAAAAUGCCUUGUCCCAGAUAUGGGGCAAAGUCCAAUCACAACCCAGCUCCUUUGUCAUGACGAGGGACGAAUUUGCCGUCUUCAACUUCUUCCAGCACCGAUUCAUUGGCGACAAGGACGCUAUUGCAGCCCGAAAACGAUAUUGGGAUAACUGCCGCGCCUAA